Cannabis sativa is the source of this 1169-nucleotide messenger RNA. Its product is annotated as transcription factor bHLH35. Gene Ontology annotation, cellular component: nucleus. Gene Ontology annotation, molecular function: DNA-binding transcription factor activity; sequence-specific DNA binding; protein dimerization activity. The transcript has 5 exons. NCBI's taxonomy places the organism in Eukaryota, Viridiplantae, Streptophyta, Magnoliopsida, Rosales, Cannabaceae. The coding region runs from base 195 to 992 and encodes 265 amino acids. Gene Ontology annotation, biological process: regulation of DNA-templated transcription. The record is from RefSeq and is a predicted model, not a curated record.
CACUUGAAAAAAAAAAUUAACAAAAAAAAAAAAAAGAGGAUAGAGAAGACUUGAGCCUUAGCCACCUAUAAAACUAACCCCCUUCAUUUGAAGAAAGCAACAUUGUCCUUUUUCUUCCUCUCUCUCCCAAACCAAAUCUCUUUGUGUUCCUUUUUCUCAUCAUCUCCUCUCUUUUCUUUCCUUUGUUUUUCACUAUGGAAAACAUUGGUGAUGAGUAUAAACAUUAUUGGGAGACCACAAUGUUUUUCCAAACUGAGGAACUUGAUCACAGUUGGGGUGGUGGGUUGGAAGAUGCAGCGUUUUCUGGGUACUACGACUCGAGCUCGCCGGACGGGGCAGCAUCGUCGGCGGCAUCUAAGAAUAUUGUGUCGGAGAGAAAUAGGAGAAAGAAGCUCAAUGAUAGGUUGUUUGCACUAAGAGCAGUGGUCCCCAAGAUUAGCAAGAUGGACAAAGCUUCUAUAAUCAAGGACGCAAUUGAAUAUAUCCAAAAGCUUCAUGAAGAAGAGAGAAAUAUACAAGCUGAAAUAAUUGAGCUAGAAUCAAAUCAUAAUAAAGGAAGUCAUAAUAAUAAUAAUAAUAACAAUAAUAAGAAUCUGGGUGGUAAUUAUGAUCAUUUUGAUCAAGAAUUGCCAAUAUUGUUGAGAUCAAAGAAGAAAAAGAUUGAUCAACAACUAUAUGAUUCAAAUGGAUCAAGAUGUAGUGGUUCCAUUUCCCCAAUUGAAGAUCUUGAGCUAAGAGUGACAUAUAUGGGAGAGAAGACUUUGGUGGUUAGUUUAACAUGUAGUAAAAGAACAGACACUAUGGUCAAGCUGUGUGAGGUGUUCGAAUCUUUGAAGCUCAAAAUAAUUACAGCUAAUAUUACUGCUUUUUCUGGGAGGCUUUCCAAAACAGUCUUCAUUGAGGCUGAUGAAGAUGAGAAAGAGCAUUUGAAGAUCAAAAUUGAGACUGCCAUCGCAGCCCUAAAUGAUCCACGAAGUCCUAUGAGCAUUUGAAGAUCAUAUAAUAAUUUAUAGUUGAAGUUAUAUAAAAAUGUCAUGUGUGUGAGGUUUUCCUUAUGCUACACAUCAAUUUUAGAUUUUUCACCGCUUGUAGUAUUCUCUUCGUUGGGGUUUUUGAUAUCUCAAAGUGUUUUUCCUUAAUGAAGAAAAAAAAAGGUCUUUUGGUUUUUA